Molecule: messenger RNA, 963 nt
Organism: Penicillium expansum
Lineage: Eukaryota; Fungi; Ascomycota; Eurotiomycetes; Eurotiales; Aspergillaceae
Product: homeobox domain-containing protein
Exons: 3
Coding region: 1-963 (320 amino acids)
Biological process (GO): regulation of transcription by RNA polymerase II
Molecular function (GO): RNA polymerase II cis-regulatory region sequence-specific DNA binding; DNA-binding transcription factor activity, RNA polymerase II-specific
Source: RefSeq, a predicted model, not a curated record
AUGUCACAGUCCCAUGAGGUAGACGAAGAUACCAAUAUGGCUAUUUCGUAUACAACCCAAUCGUCAACCGGACACCCUCACCAAACCCUCCCCUCGUUCCGCGAGCUCCUUCCAGCCCAUCUCCACGAUGAAAUCGAAUCAACCUCCCCAUUCUACACCACUCCCCGCCACUCACAAGACCGCCCACCCUCGGGUCACGAAACGGCCGACCCCCGCUCAAUCCCAUAUGGCAAUCAACCCAACCAAAUGCCGUACGACUCUCACCGCGAAUACACAGUCUCCCGCGGCGCAGAUCACCAACCCCGCAUGCCAGAACCAGGCCACCACAUGCAUCUACCCGAGAACGCAUCCCGCGGUCCCAGCCCAAUUCUGCCCCCAAUCCGCGACCUGGACUCCAUCCCCGGCCGCGCAAUGAACCCAUCCUCCAGCACCGGGUAUCCCGAGCGGCCGCCACGCUCCGACCCCUUUGUCGCGCAGGAAUACCGCCAGCCCGGGCCGACGGCAGCAGCCAUGUCCGCAGAUCCGCGCGGCGAGCACUUUGCCCAGCCCAUCAUGCACCCUCAGUCGCCGUUUGGCCACCCUGCUACCGGGUACGGGGAUGAGCAGAUGUCACCACAGAUGAUGGGGCAUGGGCAAGGGAAUUUCGGGAUCAUGGGGGACCCGAUUGAUCCCAAGACGAAGCGGAGACGGGGGAAUUUGCCCAAGCCUGUCACAGACAUUUUGCGGGCUUGGUUCCAUGAGCAUCUUGAUCAUCCUUAUCCGAGUGAGGAGGAUAAGCAAAUGUUCAUGACAAGAACGGGGCUUUCGAUUAGUCAGAUUAGUAACUGGUUUAUCAAUGCUCGGAGACGACAGCUUCCUGCACUACGGAACCAAAUGCGCAGUGGUGCGGAUACGGAGUCUCAACGACAGUCACCUUUUAGUGAUGUCGAUGGAUCGGAGCACAUGCCCUCUCCUCAUCACUAG